This is a messenger RNA of Dunckerocampus dactyliophorus (ringed pipefish), 3386 nucleotides long. Its product is annotated as doublecortin domain-containing protein 2-like. NCBI's taxonomy places the organism in Eukaryota, Metazoa, Chordata, Actinopteri, Syngnathiformes, Syngnathidae. Gene Ontology annotation, biological process: dendrite morphogenesis; intracellular signal transduction; neuron migration. The record is from RefSeq and is a predicted model, not a curated record. The coding region runs from base 190 to 2199 and encodes 669 amino acids. Gene Ontology annotation, cellular component: microtubule organizing center; kinocilium; microtubule. The transcript is spliced from 9 exons.
UGCGGCGCAGCAGUGCGCACGACAAGCACCACUGUGAAGAGACCACGCUUUAAGGAUGUCGUCUGGCCAAGAUGGACUUCCUUUAAUGCCCUUCUGAUGGCUUACAAUUUCUUGUCCCGCAUUUCGGAUCAUACUUUGUCAUAAAACCCCGCUUUAAAUCGUGUGCAAAGCUACUUUUUACGCACCAAGAUGGGAUCAGAGAAGCCUAACUUUCUGUCCCAACCUGUGGUGAAGAACGUCUUCAUGUACCGCAAUGGUGACCCAUACUACGAGGCUCGAAGGAUUGUGAUUAACCAGAAGAGAGUAUGCAAUUUUGAGACCUUGCUGAGAGAAGUGACGGGUGGCAUCAAGGCGCCUUUUGGAGCGGUGAGGAACAUCUACACUCCUCGUGGAGGACACAAAGUGGACUGUCUGGACAGCCUUCAGAGUGGGGAGCAGUAUGUCGCUGCUGGGAGGGAGAGAUUUAAAAAGUUAGAUUAUUUACAGAUCGGUUCCAGAAAGAAGAGGAUGUUGCAAAAUCUUCCAUUUCAGCCCAAACCACUUCCAUCAAAUCGGAUAUCUGUGUCAGCCAGAUUCCUGAAACCAAUUAAGGAGCCAUGUCCAAUCUUUGUGGUGGCUAACGGGGACACUCUGAACCCUGCGAUAAGGCUGCUGAUCCACCAGAGGAUGCUGAGCCAGUUUGAAAGAAUACUAGAGAUGAUCACAGAGAAGAUGGGUUUGAGAGUCCUUGGCGGCGUGAGAAGUCUUUUCACUUAUGAAGGCCAGCAGGUGACCGAUGGCACUCAGCUGGAGAGUGGUCAGCUGUACGUGGCCGUGGGCAGAGAAAGAUUUAAGAAGCUCUCCUACAGUGACCUCCUCUUCAGCAAACCUCGAGGGGCGCGGAGAGCCAAUGGAAUGAAAACGUGCACUCUGCCACCAAUCUACAGAUUCCCAAAACAAAAUGGAAAUAGUAAGUCGGUGGUCCGGUGCGGUGACAGUGGAGGGAGUGAGUCGAAGGCCUCGCCUCCAAGCCACAAUGGCAGCAACAAGGAGCACCUGUCCUCCAUCGUGAGAGAGAUCUCUCAAGCCAGACUCCUCUCCCUAAGAAAGAAGAGGAGCGGACAGAGCAUGAGCCUGGGUCUCUGUGACAAUGAUGACUUAGAUUCGAAGACUGAUGGUGGAAAUUGUGAUCGGCAAUCUCCUCAAGACCAGCCAGCUGAAGAGGAACCUACAUCAGGUGAUACAAAAUCAUCAGCGGGCAAUGAUGAAAAGGCUGAAGAGGAGGAAGCCUCUGAUGAAAAUACCACUGACAAGGACACUUCCGUCAGUAAAGAAGAACAAGCAGAUAAGGAGAUGAAUGGUCAGACAAAGGGAGACACAGAGGAUGAAACUGGGGCAGCAAAGAGUGAAUAUGAGGAAGACGUCUCUGAAGAGCAGGCAGGGAAGAAAGAAGUGGAGGAGAAUAAAGAGGCCUUGGAUGAGAGUAAGGAUGCCGUGCAUGAGAGUAACGAGGCCUUAGAUGACUGCAAGGAUGACUUAGAUGAGGACAAGGAUUCCUUAGAUGAGAGUACAGAGAUUUCAGAUGAGAAUGAGGAGGCCCCAGAUGAGAGAAAUGAAAUCUCAGAUGAGAAUAAGGAGGUUUUGGAUGAGAGUAAGGAAUCAGUUACACAUGAGACUGAGGGGAAGACUGCAGAUGUCAGUGAGGGGGCAGCAGAUGAAAGUAAGGAUUCAGAUGACAGUCAUGACGACAAUGCAGAGAACAGUAAAAAGGAGUCUGCAGACGAGCAAAAUGAGGAGGUUGCUGAUGAAAAUGAAGAGGUUGCUGAUGAAAAUAAGGAGGAGCUUGCAGAUGAGCGUAAGGAGGAAGACACUAAUGAGAAAAAGGAGGCGCAUGCAGAUGAGAGUAAGGAGGAAGACACUAAUGAGAAAAAGGAUGAGCUUGCAGAUGAGAGUAAGGAGGAAGUCACCAAUGAGAAUAAAGAGCAAAUCACAGAUGAGAGUAAGGAUGAGGUAGCAGAUGGGGUUUCAGAUGACGAGGUUGAUGAUGAGGUUACAAAUAAGAGUAACGGUGAAAAUAAGUCUCUUCCACCUUCUGAGGACCAAAAUAAUGAGUGUGACGAAAAUAUUAACGACAAUACCAAAGAUCACAUUCAUAAAGAUGAAAGUGGUGAGGAUCAUAACGAGAACAAACAGCACAGUGACCAAGAAAAAAGUCAAUAGCAGAAGAAGCAAUAACGAGGAAAUGGAGCCCUUCAUUGGAAGACUAACAUCUUAAAGAUUCCACCUUAACUGGAGAUAGAAGUGCGACUAACAAAUGAUGAUGAUGGUGGGAUAUACCGAUAGUAAUCUACAUUUAAUCAAACAAUAAGGUAGAGAAGUAAGAAAUAAUCACAAAUACAAGAUUAGCUUAAGAAUGGCAUUCAUAUUUUAUAGUCAGUUUUAAAAAAGAAGCAUUAGAUGGAUAGGAACUCAAUACUUGACCAUAAUGUUGCUUUAGCUUUGGAUGGCUGACUGCUGAAUGGUGAUAAGAUGUUUGGAAGACGUAAUACAGGGGUCACCAACGUGGUGCCCGCGGGCACCAGGUAGCCCCCCACGACCACAUGAGGUGCAUUCUGAAACAGCUAUGUAUGUAUUCUGAAACAUAAAAUGUGAGUUGUGGAUACCAGCAUUUUGUGAAUGUUUUGGUAAAACAAGCAUAUUUGAUCUGUUUGGGUUGAAAUAAGGUAUGAAAAUCAUUUCUACAAAAAUGAGUAGCUCGUGGCCAUUUUCAUUUUCUAAAAGUAGCUCUCGCAAGAAAAAACGUUGGUGGCCCCUGACGUAAUAGAAAAAAUAUAUCUUGACAACCACUGACACUAAUAUAAAAUCCUAUGGGUUUUUUUUUUGAUAUUUGUUGAUUGCAGAGAGUGCUUUCCUAUUGAUAUAACAUUUGGUGACAUAUUCACAUUUUACAUUUUCACUUGAAACUCAAGGAAACAAUAGUUUCACUAUACGACCUCACACUGUAAGCAUUAAAAUGUUCUGCAUUACAAUAUGAUAACAUCUUCUUUGUAAAACUGUCUAACCACUGUGUGUACAUGAAUCUGUUGAUGAUGACAUUAAAUUAUUCUUUGGUUCGGUUGAUUGACUUGAGUAUUCCUAUGUAUAAGUGUGUGUGUGUGUGUGUGUGUAUGGGGGGGUAUAAAACUGUGUAUAAAACGAAGACAUCCACAACAUGAACUUCUAAGCACAAAAUUAAUACAAACCAUUCAAUAUCAGUACAAGCCUGACAUUUGUAAUGGAAGAUUGUACUGUUGAUUUGGAUGAAUAUGCUUCUGCUGUUACUGGCUACAUUAGCACAUGUAUAGAGACUGUUACCACCACCAAGUAUUACAGAAAAUACCCUAACCAAAAACAGUGGAUGAACUGUG